GAGAUAAAAUUAAAUUACAUUUAAAAUAAAAUAAGAAUAAGUUAAAGAUCAAAUUAGAUUUAAAAUAAAAUAAAAUAAAUUAAAAUAACGUUCCAUUCAUCGGGCUGAUGUUUUGUCUUUCCUGUUGUCUGGUGCGCAUGCGCAGUUAAAAUAGACCCACCCCCCUCCACUUUACCCCUCAACCAUGUGGCUGCAGUUGGUAAAUAGAUGCUAAGCGUUGACUUCCUCCUCGUAAAGAGUUGCGGGACGUUGUGCGAUCAGAACAGCGACCAUGUCGGCCGGUUCGGUAAGCCUUCGGGCCCAUGUGGAGGCGGUGCUGGGCUCACUGGUGAAAGCGGCUUCGGUGGAGUUGAUCAAACUGUUCGAGAGCGAAUACCGAGCCUGCGCAGCUGAUGAUGUGGGCCGCGCCGACCAUGAAGGAAACGAGACCAUGGAGACCCUCCAAAUCUUCGGAAUAGGGAACUCUAAGCGCAGCAUUGGUGUGCAAGUGACCGAGGACUUUUGUCCGAUGUUGGAGCUUUCCGAUCUUUCGCUCCCCUCUGAUGAGAGCUAUUUAGGAGAACACUUAGAGGUACUAGUGGAGGGGUGUCUCAUUCCAUCAGAAAUGCGGAGGACUGUUGAAGCUGAUGGCCACACGGACCCUGAGGGGUCACCCCUGAAGAACCAGAUUGUUGCAGAGCUUUUGAACAUGGGGGAGUUGGAUGGUCUUGAAGGGAAAGCUCCUACUGAUAAUGAGGCCCAAACAGAGGCUGUUUUGCAGGUCUCCCCAGUGGCGUGUGUGUCUACUGUGGGCUCCUCCUCCAAGCAGAAGCCUAUAGUGGUUCAUCCAGACACGAGCGAUUCUGCUUUAGGGGAUAAAGUCAAGUUUGUUUGUCCGUUGAUCCUUAAACUGGAUGCUCCCGAACCCGACAGUUUGGAGAAGCCUGUUCAAGUAGAACCUCAGCAGGCGUGCGUUAGCACCGCCAAGGGUACGGCCUACAGCCCCUCGCUGUCCGAUGGAGCCACAACCCCUGCACAGGUGGGCAUAUGGGAGCGGAUCCAGUCUCCAAAGGACACCAAAAACCAUCUUCAGAUCAAACUGAAGCUCACCCCUCUGGAUCAAAAGCUGACCUGCCCGUGUGACGUACAGCUGGUAGAUGUGCUCACGAUACCUGAAUCGGUGUUGAAGUGUCCAGAGACUGCUACCAAAGGUAAAGCGGGUUGGUCUUUACCGAAGGACCUCCGCCACCAUCAAGGCCUCCACACGGGCCGGCGCCUCUGCUGCUUUACCCCAUGUGGAAACGGCGUUUGGCGUCUCCAGAAGGUCGCAGCGCACUCCCGUGACGGAUAUGUCUGCACCAUCUGCGGGAAGGCCUUCAAGCGCCGGAAGAUCCUCCGGCGGCACGCCCGCUUCCACACCGGGGAAAAGCCGUACUCGUGCUCGUCGUGCUCGAAGAAGUUCGCCUUGAGGAAGAGCCUCCGCCGCCACUUGAGGUUUCACACUGGCGAGAGGCCGCACACCUGCACGCAGUGCGGCAAAAGCUUCCGCGUGCGUGACAAUCUAAAAGCCCACUUGAGGUUCCACUCUGGAGAGAAGCCUUUCAGCUGCACCUCAUGCGGAAAGAUGUUCCGGAUCAUGAGGAACCUCAAGCAGCACAAACUCAGCAGGUGUGAAAGCUUCAUUCCGUCCUUCAAAACGAUUGCUGGCUAUUAGCUGGUUUGAAAACAAUGCUGAUGCACCUUUGUCUACCUCAGAGUGAAAACACUGGAUGGAUUGUGCUCUGCAGAAACCAAAUAUAAUGAGCCAUUUUGGUGCUAGAUAUUGAGUCAUUCCUGAAAGAUUUAAGAUUUACUGCUUUGUUUUUCUCUUUUCGGCUUUUUGUGUGAUGGUUUGUGGCUAAGGAACGCGCAAGAGUUCUUGAAUAAACAAAAGAUUCUCCAAAUCUACAUAUUUUAGCUGGUAUGAAGAGAACCACAGCUUUUUGAGAAGCACCGUUCAUGUUGGAGACAUUGUCGCUGGUGCUUUUUGCCUGGAAGAACAUCUGUACAGAGUAUAGAAAUACAAAUACUAUUUUUUUUAACUCAUGAUGUCCAGAAUAAACACUAAUCUACAAACACAAAUCCUCCUUAUGUCUGUAACAACUCCCGAUUGCAAAGCAUGUGGGGCCUGCCUUCAAACGUUAUCAUUUAUCAUAAUAUCUUUUUGCCCCACACUUGCCGAGUAUUAGGGUCACUUUACAAACACAUUUUUUAUUGCGAUUUUAUAUCUUGUAAAUUUGCAAGAAAAAAAGUAGUAAAUUUAUGAGAAAGAAACUAUUUGGUUUUUUUUCUGGUGGCCCAAAUACUCCGUCGUACACUCUGUCUCUGAAUCUUAAAAAAAAUUGUUCUUGUUCUGGAAUUAUGUAGAUCUUUUAAUGUCCUUUUUUACAUUUUUCUUUUAUACAUUUAAAACUUCUGAAAGCAAUGGAAGAUGUCAGUUUAAUGUGUUUUUUAAAUGUGAAUGGAUGCAAUAAACCUGUAAAGUUACUUCUGUCUGUUAUAGCUGAAAAUAAGUAACAUUCCAUUUUACUGAGACCUGUUGCAAAAAGUCAGCAUUAAGGGAUUGUGCAGAAAUACUUUAUUCAUGCCUCUUUUUAGAAGAAUUUUGAACCACUUUUUGUAUUGUUUUCUUUUUUGAAUAUCAGCUCACGUUAAAUGUGCCACCCAUAACUUUGACCGGCUUCCCAUUCUGUCCUAUAAGGUUUUGGAUGCUGCAGACAAAAUUCCUUAUCGUGGAAAUGCAAAAAAAUCUUGUUUUCAAACAUGCACAGUGAUGCUUUACAACUUUUUUUUAAUUUGCAAGAUGUGUCCUAUUAUGAUUUCUUAUUUUAAGCUACAAGUGAAAUCAUGUUGGAAAAAAAGGGCAAAACCCUUGAAAGUUUUUGACUGUUCUAUGUAACUGCUGUAAUGUGGACUCUUAAUAGUCAGGAAAUGGCUGGUGGCGUAUUCAACAAUCAACUGACUGUACAUUUAAACAGUACUCACCUGAGAACACCUGUUAUUUUUAGAGGAAUAUUGGCAAAUGUAUGACCUGUAAAGACCCAUUAUAUCAUAAAAUAUGUUUCUUUUUCAUAAAUUUAAAAUCACAACAAACUAUUUGAAUACUAAAGUGCAGUUGCAGCGACAGUCCAUCUUUGUUUGAUUUAGAUCAAUAAAACUAGAAAAAUAUGCUCUAUGUUCCCAUUUGGGAGAUUGUUGAACAGUUCCAUAUUUCAUAUGGACAGAUGUCUGUUUGAAUCUUUUAUAACUACUGUUUUUAGAUGUAUUAAGUCUUGUGUACCAAUAAAAGAAAACAUAUUCUUGUU
Messenger RNA from Oryzias melastigma (Indian medaka), 3323 nucleotides. RefSeq lists its product as uncharacterized. Lineage: Eukaryota; Metazoa; Chordata; Actinopteri; Beloniformes; Adrianichthyidae. Gene Ontology annotation, molecular function: RNA polymerase II cis-regulatory region sequence-specific DNA binding; DNA-binding transcription factor activity. Bases 272 to 1693 code for a protein of 473 amino acids. The record is from RefSeq and is a predicted model, not a curated record. The transcript is spliced from 4 exons. Gene Ontology annotation, biological process: regulation of transcription by RNA polymerase II.